CCUUCACAUCUCGCGAUGCGCGGCGAGGCUCGAAUGCGCUUCAGCAAAUCUUCCCGAAUUUGGGACCGAACGUUGGGAAUCCUCGACGCUUGACGCCCCCCCCCCCCCCCAUCACGACUUUAGCGGACGAAAACGUCACUCGUGAAAUCUUCGCGUCCGGUUGGAGUCGUCUCGUGCACCUGGAAGCUCCUCGGCCUAGCUUAGCCUAGCCUAGCCUAGCUUAGCUUGCUAACAAAGAGACGCGUUUGAGAUCAAGCGGGAGGUCCGAGAAGUGUUGCGAUCGCCGUGUGAAAAUGCGUGCGAGGAGGACGGCGGAGUACGAGGAGGAACUUCGGGGCCCGAAAGAGGAGGAGGGGCCAAAAGGUCAACGACCGGACGCUGCGUUCGAUCUGCGGCCUCCGACUGUGCCACGCAGAGCAGACAUCACUGAGCCCCCUCACAUUAAAGAGGAGGUGGAGGACAAAGAGGUCCACCACAUCAAAGAAGAAGAGGAGCCCAUUUUUAUAAAAAAAGAGGAGGAAGAAGCGUGUCCCCACAUCAAACAGGAAGAGGAGGAGGAGGAUAUCACCAAGUUUCCAUGGACUGGUGUCCCUUUGAAGAGUGAAGCUGAAGGUCAAAGUGAGGAGAGCAGAGGGGCGGAGCCUCCAAGCAGCAGCAGCUCAAGUCAACACAUGAAGACAGAAGGUGACAGAGAAGACCACUGUGGAGGAUCACCAGCAGACGGCCUCUUAGCUCCACUAUCAGAUAGUGACGACAUCACGUCACACUCUACUCGCACUGAUGAUGAUGAUGAAGAUGAUGAACAGUCAGAAGGUGGCAUGACAUGUCACGCUGACAACAAACGAUGGAAAUGUUCUCAGUGUGGGAAAACAUUUGCUAAUAAGAGCAUUUUGAAACAACACGUGAGAACACACACUGGAGAGAAACCUUUUGCCUGCUCGGUUUGUGGUCAAACAUUCACUUGGGAGGGAAACUUGAAAAGACACACAAGAACCCACACUGGUGAGAAACCUUUUUCCUGCUCAGUUUGUGGGCAGAGAUUCUCUGUGAAGGAAAGCUUAAAAUUACACACAAGAACGCACACUGGUGAGAAACCUUUUUCCUGCACAGUUUGUGGUCAACGAUUCUCUGGUAAGAAAAACCUAACGAUACACACAAGAACUCACACUGGUGAGAAACCUUUUUUCUGCACAGAUUGUGGCCAAAGAUUCUCUAUGAAGGAACACUUGAAAAGACACACAAGAACCCACACUGGCGAGAAACCUUUUUCCUGCACAGUUUGUGGUAAAACAUUUACUCAGAAGACGGAUUUAAAAAGACACACAAGAACACACACUGGUGAGAAACCUUUUGCCUGCUCGGUUUGCGGUCAAAAAUUCUCUGAAAAGGGAAAGUUGAAAAUACACACAAGAACCCACACUGGUGAGAAACCGUUUUCCUGCAAAGUUUGUGGUAAAACAUUCAUUCAGAAUACAGAUUUAAAAAGACACACAAGAACGCACACUGGUGAGAAACCUUUUGCCUGCUCAUUUUGUGGUCAACGAUUCUCUGGUAAGAAAAACUUAACAAUGCACACAAGAACGCACACUGGUGAGAAACCGUUUUCCUGCACAGUUUGUGGUAAAACAUUCAUUCAGCAGACAAAUUUAAAAAGACACACAAGAACGCACACUGGUGAGAAACCUUUUGCCUGCUCAGUUUGUGGUCAACGAUUCUCUGGUAAGAACAACUUAACAAUGCACACAAGAACGCACACUGGUGAGAAACCUUUUCCCUGCAGAGUUUGUGGAAAAACAUUCACUCAGAAGACAAAUUUAAAAAGACACAAGAACGCACACUGUUGAGAAACCUUUUUCCUGCUCAGGAUUCUCUGAGAUGAUCGGGUUAAGACACAAGUGUGCUGGUGAGAAUCACAAUUUAAAAAAAAAAAAAAAAAAAAAAAAAUGUAAUUACUAUGUUACUGACUGACAAAAAUCGAAUCUGUAUUCUGUGUCCCAGCUUUUGUUUUCUCCUUGUCCCUAUAUUUUCUGAAAGUCUCCCGUGUGCAAAUGUUGAGAAUUAGCAGUGUUCCCAAAACACUUUCAAGGGGCGAGUUAAUGGGGUGAACAUAGGCACUGAUUCCAUUGUUCUAGAAGGUUUGGGAAGCUUGUUGUAAAAAAAUCGACGGUGAAGUGUCUCCUUGAGGAAAGACGGGCACGUCAUCCCACAAAAAGGAAUUCUUUUUGAUAUGAUCUGCACAUCACCAUUCUUCUUGAAAUUGGGCACCAGCACACUUUUCCUCCAUUAUUCUUCACUUGCCUCUUCUGUCGCAGUUCCAUCUCUAUCCUUAACCACCCUAACCUGCUGCACAUCCUUCCCAUCUCUAUCGCUCUGUCUGGCCAGCCUGUAUCGAUCCUUUUCUCCUUCUUUAGUGUCCAACCUGGCGUACAUGUCCUCAUGUGCCCCUUCUUUGGUCUUUGCCCUACGUCGCAGCUCAAUGUAUUCCUUUCUCCUCUCCUUGGUCUUCUCAGUGUCCCACUUCUUCUGAGCACAUUCUUAGCUAAUGCUUCCUUUAAAAUAAACCCUACUCCAUUUUGCUUCCCCAUCUACACCAUGGUCAAAUAAUUUCAACAUGCCGGUGGCGGACGUUGUUAAUCCGGUAUGGAUCGGUUAUGCUUGUGCGCCCCACAGGGCUGUAUUGUAAAGUGUAUUUGUGAUUCUUAAUAAAAUACACCUCUUAAAACAUUGA
Molecule: messenger RNA, 2728 nt
Organism: Phyllopteryx taeniolatus (common seadragon)
Lineage: Eukaryota; Metazoa; Chordata; Actinopteri; Syngnathiformes; Syngnathidae
Product: gastrula zinc finger protein XlCGF57.1-like
Exons: 3
Coding region: 294-1844 (516 amino acids)
Biological process (GO): regulation of DNA-templated transcription
Molecular function (GO): DNA-binding transcription factor activity, RNA polymerase II-specific; RNA polymerase II cis-regulatory region sequence-specific DNA binding
Source: RefSeq, a predicted model, not a curated record